Molecule: messenger RNA, 1340 nt
Organism: Argiope bruennichi
Lineage: Eukaryota; Metazoa; Arthropoda; Arachnida; Araneae; Araneidae
Product: growth hormone-inducible transmembrane protein-like
Exons: 8
Coding region: 176-1192 (338 amino acids)
Cellular component (GO): mitochondrial inner membrane
Source: RefSeq, a predicted model, not a curated record
CCUCGAUGUUGCAUCACGUUUUCCAGACGUUUCUCUUUCUUACAAAUACAUUGCGUGCAACGUGAGUUUGGUGUUAUUUUUCAUUUCAAGCGUACGUUCGGAACUCAUAUUUCAAGUACACACGUGAAAUACAGUUAAAAUAUUGAUUUAGCUGUGGAACUUUAAUAUUUUAACCAUGGCCGCUGCUUUAUUUGUUAGGCCAUCUUUGCAUUGUUUUGCAAAAAAUGCAUCUUUGAAAUCUGCUGUACUGUCUGUGAGAUCAGCAAUGGCUAAUCAGUCAAAAAGUAUGGCCAAUGAUGCCCGAUCUGCAGCUCGCAGAGCACGAAUCUCUACAAGGAGUCCUACAUUAAAAGAAAGAUUGAUGGCGCCUGAACAAGGAACAGCUUUUAAUUUGGGAAAAGGUCUGUUAGUUGGUGCAUCUGCUUUCGGCAUAGGUUCUCUUUGCUAUUACGGAUUAGGGUUAUCUUCUCAACCAGGAGCUUAUGAAAAAUCUAUGGUUUGGCCACAAUAUGUGAAAGAUCGUAUUAGAUCCACAUAUGCAUAUUUUGGUGGAAGUAUUGCUAUUACAGCUGCAUCUGCAUAUGCUGUUAGUCAGUCUCCAAAAUUACUUAAUCUUAUGAUGCGGAAUUCAUGGCUUGCAAUUGGAGCUACUUUUGCAGCUAUGAUUGGAAGUGGAAUGGUAGUUCGAUCUAUGCCGUACUCAGAAGGCUUUAAUGGAAAGCAUGUAGCUUGGCUGGUACAUAGUGGAAUAAUGGGAGCAGUUGUUGCUCCUUUAUGCCUUUUGGGUGGUCCACUACUAAUGCGAGCUGCUUGGUACACUGCUGGUGUUGUUGGAGGAUUGUCUACUGUUGCUGCUUGUGCACCAAGUGAAAAAUUCUUAUAUAUGGGUGGUCCAUUGGCUUGUGGUUUAGGAGUAGUUUUUGCUGCUUCUUUAGGUUCAAUGUUUUUGCCACCUACCACAGCUUUAGGAGCUGGUUUGUACAGUAUUAGCAUGUAUGGAGGACUUGUCCUGUUUGGUGCAUUUUUAUUAUAUGAUACUCAACGAAUAGUUAACAUGGCAGAGAAUUAUCCAGUUUAUGCUCACAGACCUUAUGAUCCUAUCAAUGCGUCUAUCUCCAUAUACCUGGAUACAUUGAAUAUCUUCAUCCGAAUUGCAAUGCUAUUAGCUGGCGGUGGUAACCGAAGAAAAUAAUAUAAUCAACCUAUUCCUGUAAAUAGCAUGCUUAAGUUGCAAAAUUAACAUGUAUUUAUUAGUGUAUAAAUUUCAAAAUUAUUUGUAAAUUUUUCCAUUGUUUUUAGAAAUUUUUAGUUUCAUUAAUAAAUUUCAAUUUUUUUUUUUA